Molecule: messenger RNA, 360 nt
Organism: Penicillium alfredii
Lineage: Eukaryota; Fungi; Ascomycota; Eurotiomycetes; Eurotiales; Aspergillaceae
Exons: 1
Coding region: 1-360 (119 amino acids)
Source: RefSeq, a predicted model, not a curated record
AUGACCGCGCUCGCCCAUUCCACUCUGGGCUCCUGUGUCCCACGCGUCGUUUGUAUCGUCACGGUUCCGAUAAGAACCUCAGACGCCUCGACAGCCAACCGCGACCAACAGGGCCUCCUCCUUACUUACCGGCCGGGCACGCCGCUAGUUGAGCUUUGGCCCUCACUCGCCCAUCCGCAGCGCCAGACCGUCAAGGCAGAGCUCUGUCGUCUCAUCGUGCGUAUGCGUGCGCGCCACUUCUCCUACUACGGCCGGCCGACACGGCAGCCGUACCUCCUCUUCUCCGAAUUCGGCACAGAGACGCACGCCUGUUGCAACUCCCGCUCCGAGUGGGACGAUUCGCGCGUCCGCGCGCUGUAG